Messenger RNA from Fukomys damarensis (Damara mole-rat), 2896 nucleotides. RefSeq names its product leucine rich repeat containing 2 (gene Lrrc2). The transcript is spliced from 9 exons. The record is from RefSeq and is a predicted model, not a curated record. Gene Ontology annotation, molecular function: protein binding. Lineage: Eukaryota; Metazoa; Chordata; Mammalia; Rodentia; Bathyergidae. Bases 131 to 1246 code for a protein of 371 amino acids.
GGUGGCAGAGGGGACCAGCCGAUGGUGUGAUGUCUGCGGGGCGAUGGCUGCUGGUGUAUUCCGCUGCGUGUCGGCGCUGGCUUUUGGGACCUCCGUGACCACCCCAGCACGGUGACUGCACGCUUCCAGCAUGGGGCACAAGGUGGUGGUGUUCGACAUCUCUGUCGUCAGAGCCCUGUGGGAAACGCGAGUCAAGAAGCACAAAGCCCGGCAGAGGAGGGAGGCGCAGCGGCUGGAGCAGAGCGCCCUGGAAAAGAUAAAGCAGGAGUGGAACUUCGUGGCGGAGUGCCGGAGGAAGGGCAUCCCCCAGGCCCAGUACUGCAAGAAUGGCUUGGUGGACAAUGGCGCCAGGCUUCUGGACAGGAUAGAGCAGGGCUCCCUCGCCAGACGGAGCUUGUGUGCCAAGGACGGGGCUCGACGCAGCAGCCGGUUCGUGUUUGAGCUCUGUGGGGAGCACUGGAAGGAGCUCCCCGAUUCGCUGAAGGAGCAGACACACCUGAAAGAAUGGCACAUAAGCAACACGCUGAUUCAAGUCAUUCCUACGUACAUCGAGCUGUUUCAAGCAAUGAGAAUUCUGGAUCUGCCAAAAAACCAAAUCUUGCACCUUCCAGCUGAAAUCGGUCGGCUGAAGAACCUGAAAGAGCUCAACGUGAGUUUCAACCACCUGACAAGCAUCCCUGAGGCCCUGGGGGACUGCGUGGGGCUAGAGAGGCUGGACUGCUCUGGGAACCUGGAGCUCACGGAGCUCCCCUUUGAAUUAAGUAACUUGAAGCGAGUUACAUUCCUAGACAUCUCAGCCAACAAGUUUGCCAGCGUCCCGAUCUGCGUCCUGCGCAUGCCCAGUCUGCAGUGGCUGGAUAUCAGCAGCAACAGCCUGAGCGACCUCCCGCAGGACAUAGACAGGCUGGAAGAGCUCCAGAGUUUCCUCCUGUAUAAAAACAAGCUGACUUACCUUCCUCAGGCCUUGCUCAACCUCAAGAAGCUCACCUUGCUGGUGGUCAGCGGUGACCAUUUGGUGGAGUUCCCAAGUGCCCUCUGCGAUGAGUCCUCACCUUUAAAGUUUGUCAGCCUCAUGGACAGCCCCAUCGCCAAGACCGGGAGUGAGCAAGGUCAGGACAGCACGGAGAGUGAACAGGACCGCCGGCAUCUCGAUAAGGAAUUUAUGAAGGCCUACAUCGAAGACCUCAAAGAAAGAGAGGCCGUUCCCAGCUACACCACCAAGGUAUCUUUCAGCCUGCAGCUUUGAUGUCGCCCACCGGAGACCGCCCGACCUCGCUGCCCUCGUGCGCAGGCCGUGUCACUCAGGAAUCGUGACGUCACGGCCGGGAACUUCCAGGCCCAGCGUGUGGCCCCCUCCCGUGAUCCCCAGCUCCCAAGAGGCGGAGGCAGGAGGACUGAUGUGAGUUUGAGGCCAGCCUGGACUACAGAGGGAGACUGUCUCGAAACACCAAAGGAAAAAACUUCAAAAUGUUGUCUUCUGUGGGCUUGAGACGGAUAGAUUACACGGUAAUAUCAGUUACGUAUUCUUGUUUCCAAAGAGUGCACAUUUAACAUGUUAAUGUUUUACAGAAUGCAUUCUUUUUCAAAAAUAAAACUUAACGACCAAAUUCUGAGAUAUUUUCAGGCAUGGAGGGCUGAGGGGCUAUAGAAAGAGUGCUUCUAGCGGACUCUACAGAGGCGGGUUUUGUUGCUAUGAAAGCGCUUUAAUGUAUUCUCUCUCUGACUGAAAACAUCGUUCCUUGGGUUUGUGCAGACCGCUGUUUGCGGAGAUUCUAAAUUACGCUUUAAAUUCUAGUCUGGCUCUCGGGAGAGGCUUCAGGUAUAAUCUGGGCCUGGCGCUGGGGCUGGGACUCCCUCAGGGUGAGCAGAGGCUGUGUCCUCAGGGCUGUGUUAUCCACAUUAGAGCGGGGGACACGAGCAGGCCACCCCCAAUGAGCCCCCAGCAGAGCAUCCUAGAGGUGCCGCAGGGCAGCGGGACGAAGGUGGGCCCAUCACGGGGCUUGGACUCUUCCAGCGUAAGCGCGCGAGGUCUGUUUUUAUACUGUUGUCCUGGGCCGAGAGAAACAGGAAGUGGCCUAUUGUCUUGAGAAAUGUGUGUCAGUAGCUCUGGGGAUUAAGAAGGAAAAUCCGCACGCUGUCACCUGCAAGGCCUGGCCCGGUGCCUUCCAGGGGACUUCACGCAGGGAUGAAAGGCGGUAACUGUCAGGCCCGGGGCUUCCCAGCACGGCACCAGCCACUGCUGCCACCCAGCAGCCCACUCUGGAGUAGAAUUUACUAAAACAGCUGCCACAGCGGGCAGCCAGGCGUGGCCGGUGCGAGCUUUCGGAAGUUUAUCUGGGGUGGAAAUGAAGGGUGAUGUUUUUCGUGCUGGAAGAGCAAACCUGUCCUCGAGGCUGGCCUUUACAAGGGGUUCGAGGUGCUCUGUGGAUGUGAACAGUCCGGGGCCCUCCAGAUGUUUUAUUUUCCACAACUGCAGAGUAAGCAGAGCGAUGGAAGCCACACAGAAGGAUGGGAAGACGAAGGAGCAGAAAAAUGAGGACUCACUUUAAGUAAGCCUUAGACAAUGGUGGUUUUCUUCUUAACGUUUAAAAAAGCAAAUUCAGAUUAAUUAGUUGUACUACGUGGAGGAUUUUGGGAUCUUGUUUUUUUGUCAAAGUACACGUUAAAUAUAGCCAGAAGUACACCGCACCUGCCUCACAAGCACAAGGUCCUGAGUUCAAUCCCUGGUACCAGGAAAAAUAAAAAAAAAGACAAGACAAGAAAAAAAUAUAUAGCCAAAUGUAAACUAUGUGUAAAACUGUGUACAAAGGCAGGAAAUGGAAGCUUUCAUGCAACUAGACUGCCCAUAAUUCUGCAAAUGUCAUUUCAAUAAAACCAAUCUUUUGUGUAAAAUCCU